UAAACACUGUGGUAGUAAUAGACCUAAACUCCACAGAUAUUUAUUAUUCUGCACUUCCUGUGUCAGAUUAUGUAUCCUGAGAAGUUAAUCAAUAUUCAGGUCACUAAUUCAGAGGCCUGACAGGAAGUGCUCCCCCACAGAUACCAUUACUGGUAUUAACUCUGUCUGAGGAUGGGAUAGGGUCACAGGAGUGUCAGUGCUCAGUAUGGUGAUAAACUGACCUUUUAGAUGCUCCUCAUCUUGUUGAGGUCUUCUCCCCCUCCCAAACUCCACCUUGGUUUUUUCUUUUAUCCUAUUUAUAAGUCUGCAGUGCUAGUGGGGGGAGGGGCUUGGGCAUUAAUUGGCUCAAUGAGGAUCCGGUGGCUUUAAAUCACUCUUGCAGCUUAUUUUCUUGAGAACAGUGAGCACAUGGGUAAUAUUAGGAACCAUUUCCUGAAACAUUUAUCCAACUGUUUCCCGUGGUAACUGUGGGAAACAUUCUAAAGUUGUAUGUUGAUGAGCAUCAAUAAUUUAUUUCCCAUGAAGUUAUUUGUUUGUUUUAGUUUCUGACGCAUUAGCAGCUAGUAGAUUGCUAAGAUAAAACUGGAUGCAGUGAUCAACCAGUGAUUUCUGUUUCCAGUCAAAGAAAGUUCUGCUGAUGUUUGAAUAUUAAACAACAUUUUAAAAAUAAGACCUGGAAAGUUGUUCUCUAACGAUUGUGUACAUUGAAUAUGUUAAGAUCUUGAUUUUUUUUUUUACUUCAAUAUAUUUCAGAUGCAAUAAUUUAUUAACUAAAGUUUUAUCCCAUUCAUUUCUCCAUGUGUAUCUUAUGUCUGCUUGGCUGUUCGUCCCCCAGCCUUGCAGUAGAGUCAUUGGGGAGUGGUGCUGGGAGGGCUGGCUACAGCAGUUCGGCUGUCUGUGAUUCGCUGACAUGCACUCUAAUUGGAUCAUGUAGGAACUUGCUUAGCUGGAUGCUUUGUGCUUGGAUUGGGAGCAGCCUGCAAAGACAGAGGAAGUGAGGCAGAGAGGGAGGAGGCCAGAGGCUGCUGUGCACACCAGUUGGAGAGAAACGACAGCAAGAGGAGGAGUGAGAGAGGAGAGAAGGAGAAGGGGAGUAUCCAUCCUCCUCUGACCCACUGUGCUACUGCAGCCCCCCUCCCUCUCUAGGAUUCUCUUUCUUUCCCUUUUCUCCUUACUCAUCUGUUUCUUUGGCUGCACUGAGAGGAAGGACACCUGCCGCUCCCUGAUGAUUCAGCCUUUCAGCUGCUUGGAGCACUUUAGACAAGGCAGCAUGUCCGUCCUGCCACUGCAGUGCCCGGCCAGCAUGUCCUUGACGAUCCAGUUACUGCAGCCGGCCCAUCACAUCGACACCGCCCCUUGUCUUUCCCCUGCCAAAGUGUUCAGAUAAAUUGACUGCAGUACAACUCCCUGACUGUUUAAAGCAUGUGUAAAGAGCUGGCUAUCCUUGGAUGCAGGUCGUCCUGCUACCUCGUGGACCACUGUCAAGCUUUCAGUCUCUGAAGGGCAUUUUGCUUUUUCGUCCUCUGACUCUACAGCCUCAUGUUGGGAAGCCUUCUCAUGGACUCUCGUGGCAGACCACACUUGUGUGAUGCCCUGUUUUAAUGGUUGAAGCAUUCAGAGACUCUUCCUCCAGCAGUUUAAAAGGAUGACUGAGGGAAUGGAGGACUACUCUGCAGGACCGGCUCCAUCUCCUGAAACGGCCUCCCCCACUGGCCCGCCUCCUGAUAGUGGGCCAGUCCCAGAGGAGAAACCAGAGGAGACUGAGGCAGCUGGUGAGAGUGGGGAUGAGGGUGUAAAGGGAAUUACAGAGGAAGGCCGAGGUGAUGGGGAGCAUGACGGUGCUUUGGGAAUUGUGCCUUUGCCUGCGACCUGCUGUGUGUGCAUAGAGAUGGAACAGAUUAACCGUUGCCUCCACUCUGAAAAAAUCUGCAUUCUGCCCAUCCUGGCCUGCCUUCUUAGUUUAGCUCUUUGCACUGCUGGACUUAAAUGGGUCUUUGUGGAUAAGAUCUUUGAAUAUGAACCGCUCACCCACUUAGAUCCUAAACCCAUUGGCCAGGAUCCCAUCAUUAUAUCGGUUAACCCCACGCUUGGAAUCACCGUCUCUAUUCCUCAUUCUGCUCCCUCCACUGUCUCCCUGACCACUACCAUCGCCAUUACACCUGGACACCCAGAAGUUUUUGGGAAAGAGAAAUCUACAGUCGGGCCAUUUGUGCCUCAGUCUCCACAAGUGACAUAUCCUUCUGUGACCCUGAAGUACAAUGCUGAACGUUCUACUCUUCCAAAGCAAAACUCCAACCAACAGACAACCCAGGACUUAGAAAAACUCUUUCAAACUAUAUCUACCACCAGCACCUCCACUCCAACCAAGACUUCCAGCCACAUCAUGCGUUGCAGUGACAGGCAGAAGAACUACUGUGUUAAUGGAGGAGAAUGCUUCACACUUGAAAUUAUGCCUGGCAGUACAAAGUUUCUAUGCAGGUGCUUGGCCGGAUUCACUGGGCACCGAUGUGAACAGGCUGUGCUUAAGAAAGUCUCAGACCCAAAACAAGCCGAGGAGCUGUAUCAAAAGCGCAUUUUAACAAUAACAGGGAUCUGCAUAGCACUCCUAGUUGUUGGAAUCAUGUGCGUGGUUGCCUACUGCAAAACAAACAAGCAAAGGAAGAAACUACGUGAACGCCUGAGACAGAGCCAGAAGAAGAAGAGAAAGAACAACUCAAAUCCCGCUGUUGGCUCCUGUACGGAAAGCUCUGCGGCAGGACGUCCCAGUGCUGCUGUGCCUUUGCAGGAUUUGAAGAUUGUCAACCCAUGUAAUGGUUCCAUGAGGCAGCUUGUAACAGAGGAGACAGAAACAACUUUUCCCACAAGCAAAUAUGCGACUGCUAAUCAGCCCACCACACUCACCAACAUCUCCAGCCAAAGAUUUGCCUCUCCCAUGAGAAGCCUGUCCCAGCUGUCUCCGGACCCAAAGACAGCUCUGAGCACUCCUGUGUCUCCUCCAUCAGAGAUGUCUGCUCCAUUGUCCAGCCUGGCCCUUUCUGUCCCCUCAGUGGCUCUAAGUCCCUCUGUUGAGGAGGAGUGCCCACUGCUGCUGUCAAAGAAGAGCCAGCAGCAGCUGUCCUCAAGACUGAACGAUCAGAAGAGAAGCUUCUCCCACUAUAAUCACGGCCUGGUAGCACACAGCUUACCUCCCAGCCCAGCCCUUGCUGCAAAGAAUGUUGCGUACGGAGUCACGGGGGACUGUGGGACAGACGCUGCCAGCUACAGCUUUUUAGAAUUACCAGAAAAACUAAUGAAUCGGAACUGCAGCACCAAAAGUGCUGCAUGUCAUGUACUGCAUUUCACAGAGUCCAGUGACAGCAUGCUAUUCAGUGAAACAGACGAGCCUCGUGGAGGAGACGCGCCCCUCCGUACUGCAGACAGCAGCACAGCCCUUUGGGACGUGGAGAGCAGCAGGACUAACCCAGCAUCACCAAGCCCUGUCCUGCUGGUUAAACCUUACAAUCCCAUUGCUGUGUAACAUUAACAGAAAUACCUUCUACAGAGACAUAUUCACUUAAAAUGUAACUUUCAACAAGCUAACUGCUGUAUAAAGACUUUUAAAAAAGAAAAAAGAAACCUAUUUUAGUGAAGUAGCAAAUAAAGAGUUUUAUAAAAGAAGACACAGCUGCAUAAAGAUGUUCAUGUGCUGCAGGUUAAGUGCCAUAUGCUCGUAUGUAGCAAAGGUUCCCAGUAGAUUUCAGAGCAGAAAAAUAUCAACGGUGCCUUUCUGUUUAGUGUGGCUGAGCUGGAGUGCGUUGCAUACUGAGCUAUGGAUCACCGUUCCAACACUUGGUUGGGUCCAGACGCAUGCUUUGAUAAAAUAGUGAGCAUGUUGUGGUUUAAUUUCCAGGGUUUUCCUUUGACAGGUCACUCCUUUCAUACCCUCGUCUGAUUGGUCCACUCAGUGGCUUAAGGGAAUGUGUCACUGAACUAGCACACCUGGACUCAUACUCGGUAAACAUUUUAAAAUGGCUUAUUAUCUGCAUUUUACGAGAGAUAGAGAAAAUGUUAGCAAAAAUCUGAUUUUUGUUGGUCACUAUCUGUCCCAGUAACCUGUCACUGAAUUAAUAUAACUGUGAGAUAAAUGUGCAAUCACUAAAACCUGCUUUGUAGAUGUUGCUAAUGCUGUCACAUCUAUACCUAACAUAACCAUGUAGAUUCCUUUCAGUUCUAUAUUGGCUUCUAUUCUGUAUUAAAGUUCUAAUGUUGUUACCGGCAGUGCUGCUGUGGCUCCAGAAAGCCGAUACACAUUCCCACUUCAGACUGGGGAUUUUCCAGAAAGGCUGCAUAAGAAGGCCAGUGUCUGCAAGCUAAACUCUGAACUGUUUGCCAAGCGGAUUUAAAAAGCUGUCCUGUGAGACGUAAUGUGAGUAAAUAAUGAAUAUCUAUAACAAAGACAUGAAGAGAAAGAUGGAGAUGCCUUCUCUGCAUUUUUUUUUGUUUUUGGUUUUUUGAUAUCUUCCAGCAAAUCACUGGAGACAAAAUGGCUGGUAAAAUGGAAACAGCAGUGGUCAAAUACACUGACUUUAUGUUCAUUCAAGCAAAAUAUGUUGUUACAUCUUCUGGCAAAGAUAUUGUUUUAAAAAGUAACGUUUCAUUCAUUUCUAUAAGAAACCGUUUACUUUGUUUCACAAGCUGUAGAAAAACCCAGUCAGGGUUGAAGGACAAUGAUGGAAAUACAGAAUAAAUGGAGCGUUGUUCCUUUAAUGAAGGCUUUCAUGUUGUACAGACUGGCCACAAAUAAUGCUUUAGCUACACAUAGUGGUUAACUGCUUUAACUCUUACAUGGAGUUGUAAGUGUGUUUUUGUGUGUUUGAACUUUUAAAUUCAACAACUCACAAACUUCAAAAGACUUGUUUGCACUUCUGUUCUCAUAUGUUUCGGUUUGUAACUUAUGUGUGUGGUGUCAUUGUAAAUGUAAUUUAAAAGAAACGAAUAAACAAAAACCUGAAAUGG
Molecule: messenger RNA, 4995 nt
Organism: Gambusia affinis (western mosquitofish)
Lineage: Eukaryota; Metazoa; Chordata; Actinopteri; Cyprinodontiformes; Poeciliidae
Gene: nrg1
Product: neuregulin 1
Exons: 8
Coding region: 1646-3517 (623 amino acids)
Biological process (GO): animal organ development; activation of transmembrane receptor protein tyrosine kinase activity; intracellular signal transduction
Molecular function (GO): chemorepellent activity; protein tyrosine kinase activator activity
Source: RefSeq, a predicted model, not a curated record